UUUCAAGAUCAUUCGCUUAUAUAUACAGUUUUGAUCUCAGUUCUUGUGAAAGUAAACGAAGGAGUUCGUCUCAUAGUGCACUGCUCAAGCUUAGUGGAUCAGUCGAAGCUAGUUUCUGGAACAAGAGUUACUCUUGAGAGAAGAACGUUUACUAUAAUGAGAAUCCUCCCUCCUAAGGUUAAUCCAUUGGUUCAUAAGAUGGUGUAUCAACAUGAUGGUGGUGAUGUUAGUUACUCAGAUCUUGGUGGGUUAACUCAUCAACUCAGAGAUGUAAGAGACUGGAUUGAGCGUCCUCUCAUAGAUCCUGACAUUUUUGAACGAGUUGGUGUAAAGCCUCCCAAGGGAGUUCUUCUCUAUGGACCUCCUGGUACUGGAAAGACAUUGUUAGCCAAAGCAAUCGCUAGCAAUAUCAAUUCAACUUUUUUGAUGGUUGUUUCUAGCUCGCUUGUUAGCAAAUACGUGGGAGAGAGUCCAUUGAUGGUGAGAGAGAUGUUUAAAUAUGCCCGUGAACAUCAACCAUGCAUCAUCUUUUUGGAUGAGAUUGAUGCUAUUGGUAGACGUAGAUCCAGCUACGGAGAAGGAGAAACUAGAGAGUGUGACAGAGUCCUCAUCGAGCUUCUCUCUCAACUUGAUGGAUUCAACGAACUUGAUAAGGUGAAGGUUAUAAUGGCAACGAACAGACCUGAUGUUCUUGACCCUGCGCUGCUUAGACCUGGUAGAAUCGAUAAGAAGAUAGAGUUCUCAUUGCCUAACGAAGAUUCCAGAAUGAGAAUCCUUAAGAUUCAUGCUUCUGGUAUUACUAAACAAGGAGCUAUCGACUACGAAAAGGUCGUGAAACUAUCUGAGGGAUUCAAUGGAGCAGAUAUGCGUAACAUAUGUACUGAAGCAGGGAUGUUAGCUUUACGUGCAGGGCACGAUUACGUUGUCCCCAGCGACUUCAUCAAGGCUGUAACGAAACUAGGCGAAGCGAAGAAGCUUGAGUCCAGUGCACAUUACAAUGCUGAUUUCUGAGAGAGUAGAGAUCAGAAACGUGUAAAUUAGUAGAAGGGACACAACUCACUUAUGUAUCGAGUUAGAUGGGGUAGACCUCUGUUGUACUUUUCCUUUGCAUGGAUGGAAUCUCCAAAGUCCAAACUCUUCUCUGUACAUCUAUUUUAUCAUUUAUAAACCAGCUUGAUACCUACCAAUAGCAUUAAAGCAUAUAUGAAAGAGAAGCUGAAACAGUAUUUGAGGUUUGUUAAUUGUCUGAAAUUAUGAUAAAAAGACUAAAUUAACUCUCCUAAAUCAUUUAUAAAUGUUUUAAAACUAUAAUAGAAGUUUAUAAAUCUAAUUACACCCCUAAAUACUAAACUUUAAACAAUAAUCAUUAAAUACUAAAACCAAAUGUUAUGAUAUUUUUGAUAAAAGUAUUCUUGAAAAGUGAUAUCCAAUUUGUGAUAUUUCAAACAAUUUCUUUUUUAGAGAUUUUCUUAUAACAGUGAGAGAUCCACAACACAUGUGUUAUUUUUAAAUGGUCUUAUUUAUUUUAUAUUAAAAUUUAUUUACCAGAUAAAUUAUACUAAUAUUAAAUAGAUACUCAUAUGAGAAAUUUUACCACCAAUGACGUUUUUCAGGGGGCCCUGUUUUCAGAAUAUGUGCAUCUGUGGGGGUUGAACUGUAAACCCAAAAACUUUAUGAAUAUGUAUAAAAUAGCGGGAUUCAAUAAAAGAAAAGUUUCAGGUAUUUUCAGUUAUAAAAAAAAAAAAUCAUACUUGAUACGUUGGAAACUUGGAAUGAUAGCAAGUGUGCUUGCGGAGCAAUAGUAAAGUUUUCUUCUUCUUCUUGAUUUGUGUGACUUCAAAGGCUUCCAUGGAAGACGUAGAUGAAGAGAUAGAGAGAAGAAUCAAUGACGAGAAAGUGAAGAGAGGCAUAGCCAUUAUGAGAUGCAAGUCUAAACUCCUCAUUCGCAACAUUAACCAAGAAAGAACCAAAACUGGUAAAUACUCCUUUCUAAACCCUAAGGUUUCCAUUCGAUUGCUUGUGCUUCAAGUUUGCGUGUUUCUGAUCAGUAAAAGAGAAUCUGGAAGCUUUAAAGAUAAGACUCGAAGAAACUGAAGACGAACUCAAGUACUUUACCACUACUCAUGCGGAAUUGGUUGGAGAAGUUGUGCAACCUCUAGGCAAAGAAAGAUGUAACGUUCUUGAUUUUCUUGAUUUUUGGUUUGUUUCAGAUCAUUGGCUUUAAUAUACAGUUUUGAUCUCAGUUCUUGUGAAAGUAAACGAAGGCUUUCGUUACAUAGUGAAUCGCUCAAGCUUAGUGGCUCAGUCAAAGCUAGUUUCUGGAACCAGAGUUAGUCUUCAGAGAAGAACGUUUACUAUAAUGAGAAUCCUCCCUCCUGAGGUUAAUCCAUUGGUUCAGAAGAUGGUGUAUCAACAUGAUGGUGGUGAUGUUAGUUACUCAGAUCUUGGUGGGUUAACUCAUCAACUCAAAGAUGUAAGAGACUGGAUUGAACGUCCUCUCAUAGAUCCUGACAUUUUUGAACGAGUUGGUGUAAAGCCUCCCAAGGUUGGU
Brassica napus (rape) is the source of this 2551-nucleotide messenger RNA. Its product is annotated as 26S proteasome regulatory subunit S10B homolog B-like. Gene Ontology annotation, molecular function: ATP binding; proteasome-activating activity; ATP hydrolysis activity. The annotation marks the transcript as partial. The transcript is spliced from 7 exons. Gene Ontology annotation, biological process: positive regulation of RNA polymerase II transcription preinitiation complex assembly. The record is from RefSeq and is a predicted model, not a curated record. Gene Ontology annotation, cellular component: cytosolic proteasome complex; proteasome regulatory particle, base subcomplex. NCBI's taxonomy places the organism in Eukaryota, Viridiplantae, Streptophyta, Magnoliopsida, Brassicales, Brassicaceae.